GACACGAUGAGUGAAGAAUUCAUCGUCGACCAUGAGCGGGCCGCCAUGGCAACAGAGAUGUUUUUACAUUUCUGUGCCGCAACCACAAUGAAACAGAUCCGGGGCCUCUACUGGAACAUGCUGGACACGAUCGGGCUGCGACCGGGACCGCUGAACGAGUUCUAUCCCAAGCUGAAGGCAUCGAUUCGUGACUGGCGCGCGCAGGCACUGUUCAAAAAGUUCGAUGCACGCGCCGCCCUCAAGGUGUACAGCAAGGGCAAGGCCGCCACCAACACACGCGUCCUGAUCGUCGGUGCCGGACCGUGUGGUUUGCGUACCGCGAUCGACGCUCAGCUUCUCGGUGCCAAAGUGGUUGUGGUGGAAAAGCGUGACAGAAUUAGCCGUAACAAUGUACUGCACCUGUGGCCAUUCAUCAUACACGAUCUGAAAGCGCUCGGUGCGAAAAAGUUCUACGGCAAAUUUUGUGCCGGCUCAAUCGAUCACAUCUCGAUCCGCCAGUUGCAGUGCAUACUGCUGAAGGUGGCAUUGCUGCUCGGCGUCGAAAUGCACGAGGGUGUGUCCUUUGUGAAGGAGAUCGAACCGGGCGAUGGAUACGGAUGGCGUGCUUCGGUGUCACCGGAAGAUCAUGCUGUCUCACACUACGAGUUCGAUGUGCUGAUCGGUGCGGAUGGCAAGCGCAACACGCUCGAAGGAUUCCAGCGCAAAGAGUUUCGCGGCAAGCUGGCGAUCGCCAUCACGGCCAACUUCAUCAACAAGCGCACGGAAGCGGAAGCGAUGGUGGAAGAGAUCAGUGGCGUUGCGUUCAUCUUCGAUCAGCCGUUCUUUAAGGCGCUGUACGAAAAGACGGGCUGCGAUUUGGAGAACAUCGUCUACUACAAGGACGAUACGCACUACUUUGUGAUGACGGCGAAGAAGCAUAGCUUGCUGCACCGCGGUGUGAUAAUAAAGGAUCUGAGCGAUCCGGCAGAACUGCUCGCACCGUCCAACGUGGACAAACCGAAGCUGUACGAGUACGCGCGGGAUGCGGCCAACUUUGCCACCAAGUAUCAGAUGCCCAACCUGGAAUUUGCCGUCAACCAUUACGGUACGCCGGAUGUGGCCGUGUUCGAUUUCACCUCCAUCUUUGCCGCGCACAACUCGUGCAAGGUGACGGUGCGCAAAAACUAUCGACUGCUGUCGUGUCUGGUCGGUGACAGUUUGCUGGAACCGUUCUGGCCCACCGGGUCGGGAUGUGCUCGAGGCUUUCUGUCCAGCAUGGACGCGGCGUAUGCGAUUAAGCUGUUUGCUAAUCCGAAAAACAGUUUGCUGGCGACGAUCGCACAAAGGGAAUCGGUGUACCGCCUGCUGGGGCAAACGACGCCAGAAAAUCUGAACCGCACCUUCGGUGCCUACACACUCGAUCCGUCGACGCGCUACCAAAACCUUAACAAAUCGUCGGUGCAGAUAUCGCAGGUCAAGCAUCUGCUAGAUACGGAUGAUCCGGCGCUGCUCGAGCAAACGUUCUUCGAUAGUAAUGCGAUCGCGUCGAGUGUUACGCCCGCUACCGAGCUGCCAGUUAAGCGGAAGCGGCGCACGGUCGACGUGGUGCCGCUCGGUGCUACGCUGCUGCGCUGGCUCAAGUGUCAGCUGAAGGAUAGUGGGUUCGUGCAGGAAUUGAACGAACCGACGGAAUGUUUCACCAACGGCAAGGUGCUGUGUACGCUGAUUCAUCGCUACCGGCCUGAUUUGGUUAAUUUGGAAGAGUUGACCGACUUCAGUGCCGAUGUGUGUAAUGAGCAUGCGUUCAAUAUUUUCGAAAAUCAAUUGGGUAUACCGCGUGUAAUGUCCGGCCAGGAGUCAGUUACGCUAGCCGGCGUCGAUCCCAAGGUAUGGCUCAACUAUCUCGAACAGAUCUGCGACGUGUUCCGUGGCGAGAUACCGCACGUGAAGCACAUCAAGUUGGAUUACGCCGAGUUCAAGCAGAAGCAGGAAUCGAAUGUCGAUGCCUGGGCGAAACUGGGACGCAUGGCGGCAGUCCAACGUAUGGCCGCGAUCGCUAGCGGUGUGCGUCCGGGCGACGGUGAUCUCGGUACGAAGGAUGCCGUACCUACUGCGGCCGCGUCGACCGCAUCGUUCGGUCCACGGGGCGGUGCUAAAAAUUACUACCAUCCCAAUGCUGAGGAGGAACGCUACAAGCGUGGCCAUGGUGGUGUUGCAUCGCCACAAAACGAUACGAUGCGACGGAUGCGCAAGCGACGCAGCAACGAAAAGUCCGGCAAUAUCGAGGAGCGCAUUCACCGACUGCGGGAGAUUGAGGCGAAUCGGCUCGAUCGGCAGUUGAAGCGUUGUGAACAGCGUGCCAGGCAAACGGAAAACUUCUACAAGAGCAUCCACAUGCUGCAGGCAAACACUUUCCUGCGCGAAAGUGAUAAUGCCGGCGCAUUCGACGAUUAUUCGCUCUACAUGUAUCGCCAGUCGGCGCCACAGUUUAACGAUCGUGUCCGCGAGCUCGAGCUGAAGCUGCGCUAUCCCGAUCGUGAACGGGGUCUGGCAGCAGCGUAUCCGCGUGGCUUAAACGAUGGCGAUCAGUUCAGUGACCGUGUACGGACGAUGGAGCAGCGGAUCGACGGCAAGUCCGUACCGGUGGUCGAGAAGAAGCCGAAAGAUUUGCUCCGCGCAAUCGGCAAGAUCGACAGUAGCGACUGGAAUGUGAAGGAGAUCGAGCGCAAAAUUGAGCAGUCGAAGAAAACGACCGACAUCGGUAAGAGCCGCGAACGGGUACCGAACUGGAACCGGGAACAGUUUUUGGCCCGCCAGAACCGGCUAAUGCAACCGCAGGACGAUGAGAAGUACAAGGAGAUUGACAGUUCGCUGAAGGCAAUCGACAAGCAGUUGAAGGAGGGCCACAAUCUGGACUUGGGCGAGCGGGGAAAGAAUAAGGUCGCUUUGAUUGCGGGCCAGCUGCAAACGUCCAAACAGGCACAGGCAAAGCAGCAACAGCAACAGCAACAGUCGGUACAGCAGCAACAGCAAAAAUCGAACCAAAAGGCACUCGUCCUGACGGCAAGUGGUGUGGCCGAGAAGUGUCACUUCUGCAAGCAGCGUGUUUAUCUGAUGGAGAAGAUUUCGGCCGAAGGCCUAACCCUUCAUCGGUCCUGCCUGAAGUGUCAUCACUGCCAUACGAUAUUACGCCUCGGCUCGUACGCGUUCGAUCGCGAUGAUUCCGAGGGACGGUUCUAUUGUACGCAGCAUUUCAAGCUGCCAGCGAAAACGCUCAAACCGGCAUCCCGUAAAUCGCAAGCGAAGUCACGUGUUUCGGGCACUAUCAUCGGGCGCGUGUACGAUGCGAGUGAUGCGGGCGUACGUACCGGUACGAUUUCGUCCGGCGCCGAGCAGCACGGUGCGUCCACGGUGGACUAUCUGGCGCGUAACAGAACGCCCGACAAUGACGAUUCGGAUGGUGACGCGAAUAUGGAGGUGAUCGACGAGAAUGAAUGGACGGAUCGUAACUUUGGUACCGAGUCGGAAGUAUCCGAAGCGGAAAUGUCCAGUUCGGACGAGUCGGAAACGGACAGUGAGUCGGAUUAUGAGGAAACGGCCGGUUCGCCGCUCGGUGCGCAAACGCUGCAGCUUGCAUCGGAGUGGAUCAGCGACAAGCGGUUUUCCAACAUGGUGGACAGUGAUGCCGAUUUCUACAGCUACUCCAGUGAAGAUGAUGAUGCGGACUCACAGACGGAAGGCGAAGAGUUGGCACGGGCACGGGAGAUGCGCCGACAGGAAGUAAAGCUGAUGCCACCGCCCACACUUCCAACCGACACCGAAACUGAGGUUGUCACCAUGCAGAAGGUUAGCGUGGGUGAAAUUGGUGACGCACCGAAAUGUGUGCCGCCGACACCGGAACAGGCACCGCUAGAAAGUGUUGAGGAUCGUGCGAUUAAGGAGCGUAUGCUUCAGAAGCUGAGCGUUCGCGAACAGUGGCUGCACGCGCAAAGUGGUUCCUCGCCGGAACGGGUCGAGUCGAAAUUGGCACCAGCAGAGAUAACAGCAACAACCGGUGGUGAUUCGGGCAAAGUCAAAAGUACCUCAUUCUUCGGUGGGCUGAUGAACAGUUUAUCUACACUGAUCAAACCGAAAUCACAGAACUCACCAUCAGCUAGCACACCAUCCCCACCACCAACACAAAAACAAGUGUCUCAACAAGUGUCACCUUUGCUUGUAUCAUCAUCACUAUCAUUGCCCGUAGCACAGCCAUCAGCAGUAGGUUCUGGUGCUGCAACAUCAACUACAACCAUCACCACCCCAAACACCGGUAUCGGUAACUACCAAGCUGCUGUUCCACCGUCUCCCAUACCGUCACUAAAGCGGGAUAAGAGCGUACCACCCUCCCCGACGGCAGCGGUAAAAGGUCCCAAAACUAUCCCACCAUCACCGACGCCAUCGCUCAAGAAGCAUCGCAAGCACGCAAAGUCGGAAGCCUCACCGUCACGCAACAGUGAGCGAGACUUUGAACGACUGGUCCAGGAUGCUGCUUCACGUCAGCAGUUGUCCUCUUCACCGCACAGUCAGCGUUCCGGUUCGGUGGUCAGCACCACCAGCCGUUCUAGCCGGCACCGUGCUACACCGACGAAGGAUGCGCUCGACGAAGCAGACGAGUUCCUUGCCCAGAUCAAGCAAGAACAGCUAGAGGCGGAAAAGCGCUCGAAAAAGCAGGAAGCGAAGAAAUUCCAGAGCAACAUGCAAUCGAUCCGGUCAGCCGUGGACGGCGGUCCCAAGGUGGUGGGAGUGAAAAGCGAGCAGGACGUCGCGAAGUUCUUUGCCGAAAAGCAAAAAGCUCACACAACCAAGAAACCGAAACAACUCGCAAACAAGGACGUGACGGCACUGCAGGCGAAUAGUUUGGCGCGCUACUUCCCGGGUAGCUCGGGUGCAAAGGGUAACAGUGCCACCGGUACACCGUCGUCGGUAUCGAGUGUGGAAGGCUCACCGGCACUGGGUCGCAAGAAGCCGAGUGAGGUGGAUCUGCUGAAGUAUUUCGGACCGACUGGCGGUAAUGGUAAGUGUAAUGCACCGUCCUCGACACCACCGUCGUCGGUAGUGUCUCCGGUUAUUUCACGCAAGAGCAGCAUUGAAUCGCCUGGAGCAAUUCGCAAAACGAGUACCAGCGCUGCCCUCAGUCCUAAGCCGCCCGUUGUACCUUUGCCGCCGAAGAAGAAUAUUCUUGCCUUCCAACCGAUCCGAAAAUCAAAGACAGAAGCUGCUAUACAACCGGCAGAGCCGAAGAAAAAUAUUCUCGCUCUCCAGCCGAAAGCUGUUCAAUCGAAGGUGAAUCCAGAGCCGAAACCUCUGGCUUCUCCAAAGUUGGAAGCAAAGAAGAGUACAUCCGCUACAUCUACCACCAGCCCGCAGAAGUCGUCGGUUAUCGAUCCGGACGAACAAUUGUUUGAAGAUCUUCUGCAGGAUGUAAACGAUGAGCUGGUUGACACUUUCGAUGCUAUAGUGGAAGAAUCGAGAUCUAACAAAUCAAGUCCGAAGGAGACAAGAAAGAAUAAAACCGCCUCGAAUAACGCGACUCGUAAAGGAUCGCCGAAGAAAGCGAAGAAACAGAAUGAUGGGGGAGGUACCUCUAAGGAGGAAAAACCCACCACCGUUACGGGACAACCUGUACCGAAAAUGACCAUUAAAAGGCCACCGUUUAAGAUAACGAUGCCGGUCAAGAUGCAGGAAACACUGGAGGAAAUAUAUCUAGCCAGUCUGUCUAAGCUCGAUACACGCUCAUCUUCGCUAAUUGAUUUAACGAAUCUCUCUAUUUCGACGGAGACGGUGGACGCAUCUGGUAGUAGUAACACCGUACCGACCGCAUCCACACAGUUAGGUAAAGUUUUGGAAGAGCCGGAGGGAGACACGCAGCAAAGGGCGAGCUCAUUUGCCGCUAGCUCCCGAAACGGUGACAGUGUUGAACUUACUUUGCAGCCCUUUCAGGCCCCCCAGCAACCGAAGCAGCAAACGCCGAAAGCACCAGCUUCCAGGCAAACGAAAGACGCGAAAGCGACGACGACACCGUCAGCGACGGCCACGAGGAAGGAAAGCAACGUCAUGCCGGCGCCAACAGUGUCCAAGGCGGAGACGGCAACGACGAUGCAGCAAGCGAAAUCGAUGAAUGGUCCAGCGGACACAGCAGCAAAUCUGAAGGCUGGCAGCCAGGUGAACUUGGCGACUUCAAUUCAACCUGCAACGCCAUCGACUGGAACACCGACUGCUUCGAGGAAAGUUAUCUCUAGUGUGCAGAUUUCGUUGAAACAAUCAACAGCGUCCUCUACUGUACCACCGGAACCGAACAUUAAACAGCGCGAUAGUACACCUAGCACCAACUUGUCGAAGCCGACCGUUACGAAGCUUCCUAUCGCUAAGCCUGCAUCAUCCAACAAAACAGCGUCAGUAUCGAUUGCGAACCUGAAGAAACCGAAUGAAGAAAUCCUUACUGCGCCUAAAUCUGCUUUCACGGUUGUAUCAAAGGAUCCGUUGUCUCAGAAAUCCAUCUCAAUGCUUGAGCUGCACCGUACACCAACAGUGACUAAACAGGAAAAGAGUUCGGAAACGUCUGCCAUUACUUGUAACGGUUUAGCUACACCGACCAUGAAGAGGAAACCACAGCCAAAAGUACAGAGAGAAGUGACCAAACCAACGGCAAGCACUGUGCCUAAGAAAAUGUCUUCUCUGGAUGUGAAGCAUCUGAAGAUGGAGGAAAAGGAUGGAAGCAAACCAAUGAUAGAGCCUCAAGAGCCUCAAGAGUUAAGGAAGAAUGUAGAAGCUAUCUCAGAUAAAAACUCUAACGAAGCAACAGGCAGUAGUGGCAAGCCUAUGCCACCACAUACCCGCUCUCGUACACUCUCAUCCGACGAGCAGUGCUUUGAGGAGCUUCGCAAAAAGCAUGAGGCUAUAUUUGCCAAUCAAGAAGCCGUUAAACCACUUACUUCCCAUCCAGACAUUGCUGCACCCAAAACGUUGUCAGAUGUGCGCAAUUCGCUUCUAGCUGCACAGCAACCCAUCGUCAAAGAUUCACCAGCCGCACUGGAAAUGGACGAACGUAUUGAUCCCCAUUACAGGGAGGGUAUUAAUCAGCUGAUGAUGGAACUGAUGCCAGGUGUUGCGCUCGAUGACGAUGUACCGAUACCGAAGCAACGCCAGAAAUCCUCUUUCCAGAAAGAGUUGCAAAAGCUUCAGCGAGCAAACUCGAGCGCGGUAGUAGGUCCUUCUGCUGCGGGGGUGAAACCACCAACACCUGCUAGUAACGCCGAAUACAAGAUGGAAGUGAUCCGUACACCAAACACUACGAAGCCUACCAUUAGUUCGGUGGAAAAGCGACAAGGAAGUGAAGAAAAAAUGCAGAUACGUCUUGAGCGCUCGACGCAGAUAAAGGAGCAGUACGCGAAAAAACCCAACGUGGUGUUGCCUACCGUUGUACCAUUCGCUACCUCUACCAGUAGUGGUAAAAAGCAAUCCUUUGUCAUGCCAAACGUUCCUUCGGAUAUUGAUAAACAUCGAGGAAUUCUUAGUCGAGAUACGGUGUCGAGCAAGAAGCAAGAGAUUGAAGACUUUGACGAUUUGUUGGCAAAGAUUGAUGUUGAUAGCGCAGUGGUUGCGGAUAUUGAUUUGGACGAGCUCCUAUCGGACAGUGACGAUGUAACGAGCAAGAGUGUCUCAAAGGUUGCAACUUGCGAUAUCAAGAGCACAGAAAAGAAAGCUGAAGCACAAGCAGCAAAUAAGCAGGGUCAAGCUAAAGUGGAAUCUAAGCCGUACGGAGAAGUUAACAAUAAGACUGUUAAGUCUACUGCUACCUCUAAGGCACCAGUGGGCAUAGUUAACACGAACAGUAGUGUGAAGGUGGAAAGGAAACCAGAUGCAUCUUCAGGAAAUACUCUUGGACAAGCUAAAACGGAAGCAAAGGCGUAUGAAGGUAGAAACAAUAAGACUGUGGAAUCGACACUUUCUAAAACACCAGUGGUCAAUGCUAAAACGAACACUAGUAGUGUGAACUCUUCUUCAAUUCCUAUUUCUGAAGCAAUGUUGAGCGAAACUAUCUCCCAACUAACAGAGAAAAUGAAUCAAUCACGCAUCAACGGUCCGAAACCCACUCCUCCACGAAAGCAAGAGGAACGCUCGAAAGAUAUGUUCACGAAACUGUUCAACACCACCGAUGCAUCCCAAACGGAUUUGGCUAUGUUCGAGGAACUGUGCAAGAAGGAAGACCCAGAACCGAAACAAAAUCGUUCCGAUUUGGUCGAUAGUUCUACAAUUGCACGGCGAGGAUCGCCUACCGCUGCUAUCAUGCCUGAUGUAAUUAGCUCCACCAAGAAGCCAUCUUCCAUCGGUGAACCGAAUGCGAUGAAAAUUCUCGAAUGCUUAGAUACACUGAAGCAAGGCUGCAGUACUGCAUCGAUGAAGGUGGACAGUGUUGUUCCGACAGUUCCCUUGGUGCCAGCUCCACAAGAGAUACAGGUGUACACUCUUCAUACAGCUAGAAGCGCAUCACAGGAAGCGGACAAUGACACUCAACCGCAACCAUCGACGCAGGGUAUGUCGGGUGAUUAUGCGCACAUCUUGAAGGACAUCACGUCUGGAUUGGUAGGAGCAGACUUUGCUGCACCGGUUGUGUACGAGCCGCCGGUACGUGAGGAACAACCAGCACCACGCAAGGAACGGUCCGAUUUUAAGGCAUACAAGCAACUGUUAGAAGAGAAAUCGUCCCGUGAAGAACCGAUCCCAACGAGCAGCACCAGUGCGGCGGUAAUCGAGCCACAGCCCCAACGACCACUUCGCCGACAGAAGAAAUUCGAUCGUACCGACACUACCUCACCAGUCCGUGCGUUCGAUAACUCGAUCUGCAUCGAUCCGUGGCGGGCUCGAAAAUCUGCCAGUAUUGAAAACAUUGCCAUCGAGCAGGUGUUUGUGAAGCAAAACGAUGCCGUGGUGGACACGUUCUUCGUCGUGCCAGACACUAGACAACAGUCUGCACAGCGUUCGUCUAAGAUACGCCGCUCGAAAUCGUACGAUCGGUUGGCAGUGCCGAUGGUGGGUGGCCAACGGCGAGGUUCAAUGAAGCAAAAGCAAUCGCUCGAAGAGUUGCGGGACUUUGGGUACGAUGUGGAGCCUUCCUCACGUUCGCGCCAUUUGGUUGAUCCACGUCUGCGCCAUAUCGAUCUGGAUCUCGGUUCGGACGAAGAGCUUGCCAGUCUUCGUGACCAUCCAGCGAGACGCUGGCAGACGUCCGGUGCUGGUAAGUUCCGCAAGAACAAAUCUAUGACCGAUGUAGCAACCGGUCGAUCUGCACGUGCCACCAAGGACACGCAUGCUGUUGAGCCACCGAAGGUGGAUAUUGAUCGCGAGUCUCCCAGACCGCGUACAACGGACUUCUCCAAAUGGGAAGCAAUUCUUGAUAGAGGCGUAACGUACUACGAGGGUGGCGCCAAACCGAAACUGGACAUUAAGAGUUUGGAAAAACGUGUCGAGGAUCUGGAUGUGCGCCGUGCACGUCCAUUACGCCGGAAAGCGAUCCCGAAGGAUUAUGAUCCGGACGAGUACGUGCCGCGCAUCAAUCGCCGUGGAGCGGAUUUGUACGACUAUCCCGAUCCGACCCUGCCACGAGACUACGAUCCGGAGGAAUACGUACCGAAGCCGGCCCGCCAUGCACAUGCGGUUCCAUCGCCACCUGGUCAACCGUUGCCGCGAUCGUACGAUCCGGACGAGUAUAUCCCGAAAGCGAAUAAACGCGAACCGGCAUGCUAUGAAGUACCGGUCGCUAUACAGCGUACUCCGGCGAAGUACUUCAAGGAUCCGUACUACCACCAGAUAGAUGAGAUGCCACCGGCACAUUAUUCGGGUCCUGCGGAACGACCGCUAGGGCGUUCGAAAACUACCACACACGUACCUGCCGCCAGCAGUAGCGUAGCGGUUCCAAUCUCAUCUACUGCUAGCAGAGGAGUAGGAUACGAUCGUGAACCUCCGCCACGUGAUAUCGCACGGUCGCAGUAUGCACGUCGUUAUGAUGCGGAGGAUCGUCACAUCGUCGACCGCAGUCACCGGUUGCACGAGAAGACGAACAAGUUCAUACGCACCCAGCUGACAAGGAACGAUCCGAACCCUUACAUACGGGAAAUGCUCGAGAACGAUAGCGACGACGAGUACCAUCACCCGACGGUUAGUGGUGCGGCGAGCUAUCACCAUCAACGGCCCGGACUGAGCAGCUCCAGUAGUAUGGCGUACGGAACCGGAUCGACGUACGGUAGUUCGGGUGCAGCCGCCAUGAGUCGCAUCCAGACGAAGGCGAUCACACAACCGUCACGCAUGUUGCAGUACGGUGCCCGCAAAGACUACCCUUCGACGACUAUCUCCGGUAGUGGUGGUAGUCGUUCAGCUGCUGGCACCUCAUAUGACCAUCGUCGUCGCGGUGGUGAUACAUCGCGCAAUCGUGACAACUGCAAUAUAUCGUAACGUGUG
Molecule: messenger RNA, 10473 nt
Organism: Anopheles maculipalpis
Lineage: Eukaryota; Metazoa; Arthropoda; Insecta; Diptera; Culicidae
Product: F-actin-monooxygenase Mical-like
Exons: 8
Coding region: 7-10467 (3486 amino acids)
Molecular function (GO): protein binding
Source: RefSeq, a predicted model, not a curated record